GAAGACUAAGUUCACUGAGAAGAGGAAAGAGUCAAAUUUUCCUGAGAGAAGAAGUCGGGAGGAAGUUUCUAAAAUAGUGAGAAGAAAACGUACAUUACAGGAGGGUGGAGUGAACAAAUGUGUGUAGCAUACUGGAUAAGUUGUGAGACGGGGGAUGGGGCUCCUAGGAUGUGACUCAAGACUCCCUGUCAAAAUCAGCCGGGAGGGGACCUGAUGAGAAACGGGUUUGAACGGAGGAGAGCAGGGGUGGAGUGGGGGAAAGAAAACCCAGCCCCUAUUACACCACCCUGACUCUUUGGCAUUCAGCGUCAGCAAAAACCCUAAUGUGAUCAAGAUGGAAGUUGUGGACUUUUUACUGUUCCCCGGCUGUCUGCCUGUCUUUGGAGGCUCCACUGCCUUUCCGGCAGUUUUACAGCGAAGAUACUGACUGGAGUCCAGAAAAUGGCUUGCAGAAACCUAAACUAAGGACUGCUUACAAAAUAAGCCGUAUGUCAUGUCACUUGGGAAGAGGUGGAUUCAGAUUACCCAAACGUGCACGGAUAGUUUUUGGUGGAUGAAUGAAAAGGCAACUUGCAAAACAUCUCUGGAUACGUGUACUCAAAGCAAAUACUGGAUCUGCAACCUAAUUUUUGGAUUAUUACAUGAUGUUUAAUGACAAAAUAUACAGCUACUGGAUUAAUAAUAGAAACUGGAAAUAUUACUAGAAGUAAUCAUUUUUACUCCAGCAUGAGAUAUUUGAAAAACGCCUUUGGUUCGAGGAUAAGUUAAAGGAGCAACUGCUUUAAGGCUAUUUUUCUAACUUUACUUAACUAAUAAUCAGGUGCAGGUUCAUGCCAGAGGGUGCACAUGGCAGUCGGUCCCAUCCAGCUCCACUUCUGAGGAUACAAAAGUUGCAGCAGAUGUGGGAUAGCAUUGGCUGUCCACCAUGCCCGUAGCCAUACGAAAAAGAAGUUGGGAGGAGCAUGUGACUCACCCUUCAGGAUUACGGUACAGCUAUGAUGAUCUUGAUCUUGUUUGUUGCCAUGGGGUUGACAGUGAAUGGCCUUGGACGGGAACUGGGGCUUCCAAAUCAAGUCGACGGACAAGGUGUGCCUCAAUGCCAGAGGGCUGCCAUCAAUUACCCACAGAGAACUUGGCUCAGACACUUCAAGUGAAAGGUUUUUUGGGGAAUGAUGAUACUGAUGCAGAACAUUUGAAGCUAAUGGAAGACAAUGAAAAAGUUCCACUGGAUUUGCAGGAGGAGUCAGUUCAUAGUCCCAGUGUGCCGGGGAAUACUGACAUUUCUCAAAGGGUCUCUGAAUCAGAGCAUCUCCAAACCGCAAUUAUGGAGAAUUGUGGAGAGUUUCACUGUGACUCAAACAGUGGGAUGUCCAGUGCAAAUAUUUCCUGUGCAACUGAUAGCAGCAGUCACAGUGAGAAAACUAUCAGUGGUGAAGGUAAAGUUGGCACAGAGAGUAGAUGCAGUCACGACAUCUGCAAUAACAGUAAUAUCUUUAAAAAUCCACAUAUGUCUCGUGAAGAGCAACAAUGCAUCUCUAUUUCUUCAAACAAUGGGCUUCUACUGUCUGAAUCUGCUGGUGAACAGCCUGGCAAGCUUCCAGAUCAUCAGGAAACAAAGGAGAGCCAUACAGAGAGUUACAGCAGACCUCCUGAAAUCUCUGAGGCCACAGUAAACCGCUCCUCUGCUGCUGAACAGGAACCUCAAACUGACCUCCCAGAUAAAGAAUUAAAGACUUCCGUGUCUGACCAUACCGGUGCAUGUGUAACCUUACCUGUCGGUGCGCUGCACAGUUCAGUGAUGGAGGGCAGUGAUCUGAUGUCUCCGGCCAAGAAAACACUGGAACUGGCUGUGACUUCAGUGGUAGACGGAGAAUGUGACAAAGGAGUAACUGAAAACCGGAGCACAGAUGCUGUUGGAAAAUUGGAUGGAUUAAAUGACCUAGAAAUUCUAAAUGACAAUAUAGGACCUAAUCACCACUCAGGAGGUAUUCAAGGAGGAGAGCAAUAUCAUUAUGACUGCAGUGAGGUACUGGAUCAGGCUCAUGGUGGUGAAAUACACCACCAGGCUUUGCUGCAACAGCAUAAUGUUGAAAUGACAGGGAUGAAUGAGCCACAGGGAGAGGAAAGUCCUCAAGCAGAAAGUAGCCAGAAAGCAUCUGAUAUUUGUUUGAACGGUCAGUGUUGCUCAAUGACAAUUAACAGCAGUGUAUCAUCUGAACAAGUGGAUACCGGACGUUCAGAAGAAGACCACACACAGACAAACAUUACUCAGUGUGCAGACCAGUAUGUGGAAAUGACGACCUCCCUAAGUCAACCGAUGGAAGGCGUGGAUCAAAGGUCAGUGUCCAAAGACUUGUCUUGUUGUGAAGAUGAAACUAUAGUUCAGCUGGAAACUAGCUGUUCAAAACUGGAUGCUAUCCCAGAGGUCAGCCACGUUAAGCCAGAUGACACCCCAGUACUGGAUCCUCAAAAGAUCAUUGCCUCAGACUGCAACCAAAAUCCAGCUGUUCAGCAGUCCCAUAUGACUGAUAAGUAUGCAUCUACUAAACAACACACCCAAAGGCUUCUGUCACGCUCUGCAGAGGUCACUAAUGAGCUCUCACCAGAGGAACUCCAUGGCAACCAAGCCUCUGGUCAUUACUUCAAUGAAUCACCUGUCUCUGAGGUGGCAGAUGGUCAGAGGGAACACCACACUCCAAGAGUCACAGUCUCUGCAAUGGAGGAAACACAUGAGCCAGCGCACACAGUUAUUUACAGCGGCACACACCUGGGAACAAGUGAGCCCGGAGAGCUUAAAGAGGACAGCGUGGUCAAAGUGCGCAUGAGAAAGCAUGAACAUGCUCGACUGGACUCAAUGGUGUUGCUGCUGAUGAAGCUGGAUCAGUUGGACCAGGAGAUUGAGAAUGCCCUCAGUGCCACAUCCUCUAUGGACAGCACCCCCACCCUCCACCGGAGACAAUUCCUGGAGUUUGAUUUAGGAACUGUGCCAGCAGCAUCACAAACCCCUCCACACCCACAACAUGUUUUUGCUACCUCCACCUCAGAAGCUGUGCUGGCCCUUGGAGCAAAAUCUAAAAGUGUGAGCACCUCUACCCUUCCUGAGAAACAACAAGCUGAAAUUGAAGCCAAGGAGGCUUGUACCUGGCUUCGGGCAGCAGGGUUUCCACAGUACGCCCAGCUUUAUGAAGAUGCCCAGUUUCCCAUUGAUAUCUCCUCGGUCACCAGAGACCAUGACUUCCUUGAUCGGGACGCUAUUGAGGCUCUCUGCAGGAGACUGAACACCCUGAACAAGUGUGCUCUAAUGAGGCUGGAGAUAUCACCACAAAGAAAGCGAAGUGAGGACUCCGAUGAGGAUGAACCUUGUGCCAUCAGUGGCCGCUGGACCUUCCAGAGGGACAGCAAGCGCUGGUCCCGUAUGGAGGAGCUUGAGGUUUUCUCCACACUGCCCACAGAUGCUGCCCAGCCUCCGUUCACCAAAGGCCAAGUACCCCAGAAAGGCAAGCUUGCCCUACAUGAAGGCAACAGUUCAGAGAGUGUGCUGACUGACCUCAGUGAACAGCCUGAAGUGGGCUCCAUCCAUAGCAGCGCGAGUGGAGGAAGAGGAGAAGAGAAGAGCCGUGGUGCCACCCUGGUAAAUGAGGCUGUACCUGCUGGUGCCACUCGUGCCAGCUCUGUAGCGAGCAUGUGUUCUUCGUCAGGCACAGGUGGUUCAGGAUGCGCUAAUGAAGACUAUUUGUCAGACGGUUUGCCUCCAUCGCCCCUGGAGACACUCAGACAGUUCACAUUUGAUGUGAAAACAGGAAUGGGAGGACUAGGAGGAAGUCUUGACAGAGGAGGUGUCAGUGGAAAAAGCACACGCUCACGAGCUAAGAGCUUCCUGAAAAGGAUGGAGAGUCUACGGCUGCGCAGCAGCGCCUCCUCCAAAAGGAAGAAGAAGGGGAGCACCAGUGGAGGGAAAAUUGAAAUCAGUGGCCCUGUCAUCAAAGAGGGUCUAGAUGAUGAUAAGUUGAGGAAGCUCAACUGUGUGGACAUCUCCAGUAUCAACCAUAACCAGAACUUCAAUCUCCAGUGUAUUCCCACUCAGACUAUGACACUUAACCGGAAUCACUCUGUAUCCUACUCCACUCAGAUCAGCAAUGGCAGCACUGGAAGUACUGGGAGCAGCCAGUCAGAAGCUAGCAGUGGAAGCGCAGUGAGCACACCAAGCCCAGUAACCCGCGCUCGCAGCCACAGCACAGCAGCAGGCUCUAGUAAGAGAGGAGGAAUGUAUUUGGAGGGUUUUGAUCCUUUCAGCCUUCUCCAACAAGCUUCAGACUGUCAACCAACACCCCCACCCAAAUCUGCCCCACCCAUCCCCUGCCAAGCUAGUAAUGGGAUGACAUUUGAUCACCAGAACCAUAGGAACAACUGCAGUGUUCGAAACAAUAGCAGACAAUUAGAGGAAGAAGAGGAGGAGGAAGAAGAAGGCAUGAUCUUUUUUUACUUACCAGAAGGUCACAAGCCUGGAACUUUCCCCACAGCCCUACAAGAUGGGAGCUCACGCAAUAAUAAUGGGAAUGAUGAUGGAAACUCGGUGAUCCUCAGGGGACGGCAAAGUAGAUGCCAGCGUCGUAGCUCUUCAGGCUCCUUUGACAGCCGGCUCAGUUUUUAUGACAAUGUCCCCUACACUGGAAGAGAGGAGGAGGAAGAGGGGGAUGAACACAAACUGGAGGAGGUGCUACAACAUGUUAGCGGCCUGCAGCGUUUUGUUAACGCCUGGUCAGAGGCUGUGGGUGGUGAAGAGGAGGAAGAUGAGGAAGAUGAAGAUGAAGAAGGUGACUCAGAUUCGGCACUGGAUUCGGCAUCGCCGUGCCCAUCCUCUCCACUGCAGAACCGACUGGAGGAGACUGAAAAUGGAAGCGACCAAGACAGCACAGGAAACCCGCUGGGUGAAGGAGAAGAAGGGAUGAGAGAGAGAAGAGAUUCUGGUGUUGGAGCAUCUUUAACCCGAACCAGCAGGCCACAGAAACUCCGUUGGCCAAGCUUCCAGAAUUCCCAUCGGCCCAGCCUGGCCACUGCACAGCUUCAGAUUAGCUGCCAGUCUGUGCUGCAGAUGAAUCUGCUCCAGAAGCUCUCACUUCUGCAGCUCACUGCUCUGCUGGAGAAACACACCCCUACAAACAAACAUGGCUUCAGCUGGGCGGUACCAAAGUUUAUGAAACGGAUCAAGGUGCGUGACUACAAGGACAGGAAUGUGUUUGGUGUACCACUUCAAGUCAUCGUCCAACGGACAGGCCAGCCACUCCCUCAGGGAAUCCAGCAGGCCAUGCGCUAUUUGCGCAAUCAGUGCCUCGACCAGGUGGGUCUUUUCAGAAAAUCAGGCGUCAAAUCUCGAAUCCAAGCUCUUCGCCAGAUGAAUGAGGCGAGUGGUGCAGACGGGGGAGGUAUCAACUACGAGGGUCAGUCGGCCUAUGACGUUGCAGACAUGGUGAAGCAGUACUUCAGAGAUUUGCCAGAACCCCUGCUCACAAGCAAACUAUCUGAGACCUUCCUCCAGAUCUACCAGUACAUGCCCAAAGAGCUCCGUCUGCAGGCAGCUCGUGCCGCCGUGCUGCUGCUGCCUGAUGAGAACCGAGAGGCCCUGCAGACGCUGCUGUGUUUGCUAAGUGAUGUGACGGCCAGUGUGGCUGAGAACCAGAUGACUCCCACCAACCUGGCUGUUUGUCUGGCUCCAUCCCUUUUCCACCUCAACACCCUGCGCCGCAAGGAGAGCUCCUCGCCGAGGUGUGUGGUGAUGAACAGGAAGCAGACACUGGGGAAGCCGGACCAGAGGGAUCUGAAUGAGAACCUGGCUGCCACUCAUGGCCUGGCACACAUGAUCCAGGAGUGCAGGAAACUCUUCCGGAUUCCAGAGGAAAUGAAUCGCUGCAGGAACUCCUAUGUGGAGCAGGCGCUGCUACCACAACGCCUGGAGGAGCUUGCCGGUGAGGAAGCUGGACAUGGAGGCUACAGGGUAUAUCUGCGGGAGAGCCUGGAUGCCCUCCUCAAAGAGGCCAAGGACAGGUUUAAAGGUUAUGACAGCUGCUCCACGCCCGAUCACGCUGAGCUGGCCUAUAGAAAGGUGCAUGAUGGGUUUCCACUGCGGCUGUGGAAGGCCACUGUGGAGGUGCCUGCGAGUCCUGAGGAGGUUUUGACACGGGUGUUACGGGAGCAGGGCCAGUGGGAUGAGGACCUGCUUGAGAGCCGAGUGGUGGAGACCCUGGAUGAGAGGACGGAGAUCUACCAGUACAUCAGGAACACCAUGGCCCCACAUCCCACCAGAGACCAGCUGGUACUCAGAACAUGGGCAACAGACCUGCCAAAGGGAGCAUGUGCACUUGUGUGUACAUCUGUGGACCAUGACGGGGCACCUGUUGUAGGUGUUCGGGCCAAUGUCCUCACCUCACGCUACUUCAUCGAGCCCUGCGGAACCAACAAAUCUCGACUCACACAUAUUUCCAGGGUCGAUUGCAGGGGUCGUUUUCCAGAGUGGUACAAUAAACUGUAUGGACACUUGUGUGCUGCUGAGGUGGCACGGAUACAUGACUCAUUCACUGUGCCCAUGGACAAAUGAGAAAGCAGUGUGCAGUUUGGGCAACAAAAUUCUCAACAGAUUUUUUUUUAACCUCCGAUUGUGGGACCACAAUUUGGAUCCUCCUAGUGACUCAAGAGUCAUUCCACCCAUUCCCACAGAGAGGUAGAUGGACUCAGAGUCUUUUUAUACACGUUUAAAGGACAAACUCUGGAUCCUGGAUUGAAGGACUUUGUCUUUGCUCUGAUUAUGUGCCAGCAGACUGAUGUUCACAUUGUGAAAUGCUUUUAUUGGAGCUCUGUGUGCUGCAAAGAGGACUCAUGUCACACAAGCAUUUAUCUGGGCCAAAGGACAUGAUGUCACUGAUAUAGGAUGUGAGGCUGAGCUUUAUCCAAAGGGUGCUAUUGCUUCUGGGAAGCAAAGGGAACUGGGUGUAUGUGGGAGCAUGUGUGUGUAGGUAUGUGUGUGCAAAGCAGCAAACCAUUAAAAAUUCUUCACACUGGUUUCCAGUUGCAGCAUUAUCUGUACAUACAUAGUCUGUUCAUAGCAAUGGUAGGUGUCUGUCUUGUGUUACCUCUGUCCCUUUUUGUGGUAAAGCAAAGCACGGGAGGAUAGCAGACAACCAUGUGCUCAGCUGACUGAUGAAUCCAAGGGUGAAGAAAGAUGUGAAUGUGCAGGUAAUAUGCAGACUGAGUGGAGACGGGAUAUUGUGAGACAACAGGUGGCUGAUGACGAAGAGAGUUUUAGUGCUGCAGCAGAAGAAGACAGAGACAGAUGAGUAUGGUGGCUGGCUCACCAGGGUGAAACUUUAAAGUUUGAAUAAUAGCUUUAAAGAAGAGUAGGAGUCCACAGGGAGCUGUGUGAGAGUGAGAUUUUGUGUUAGAGAAAAGAAAUGUUGCAUAUUUUGCUAAAUAAAUCAGACAAAUGAUUUUAGCGGACCAAAUUUAGAAAAAGCUGAAAGAUGUUGAGCCUUUCUUCACUGUUAAAGGCAUUAAGAGCACAGCACAAUUCAGUUUCUGAAGUUGUUUUAGGUGGAUCAUUACUUGUAUACAUUAAAAAAAUAUUGACUUCACAGUUGCUAAGAUGUACAUAAGAACAAAAAAACCAUGCACCAUUCCAUUAUAAGUCCUAUAAGAAAAGAUGAGAAUAAACAGGAAAAAAGGUCCUUUUAUAAAGGUGGAGAUUUUACAGGUUUUACUGUAAAAAAGAGGGCAGACUGAAUGUUGUUGUUGAUGUGUGGUUUCAAAAGAAGGAUAAAUAUGUUUGUGUAAGCUUCUAUCUUCUCAGUGUUUAAAGAUCAAUUUAGGGUCCUCAUAACAAAGCUGACCCUCCCUCAUAACACUCCGCUUCAGUCUGAGGGCUUGCAUAUUUCAUGUUGAGUUGUAUGAUUAAUUCACUAAGCAGUGGUUCACAUCAUAUAUAUUUGUACCUUUAACUGUGUCUCUGCCAAAUAGUAACGCAUGUCAAUGGCAGUUAAUUUAAAUAUAUUUAUACCUCAGAUAUGUUUGUUUUGUAUCAUUUUAUUUUAUUGUAAAUGUUAAGUUCUGUUACAGAAAUGAACAAAUGUUUUAUCUUUUUUAUUAAUAUUAUUUCUGUACAGGUUAAUCAAAGUGCACUAUUAAAUGUAUUAAAAUAAUAAUAAU
Messenger RNA from Monopterus albus (swamp eel), 8193 nucleotides. RefSeq names its product DLC1 Rho GTPase activating protein (gene dlc1). Gene Ontology annotation, cellular component: membrane raft; focal adhesion. Bases 926 to 6592 code for a protein of 1888 amino acids. The record is from RefSeq and is a predicted model, not a curated record. Gene Ontology annotation, biological process: regulation of Rho protein signal transduction; actin cytoskeleton organization; signal transduction. Gene Ontology annotation, molecular function: protein binding; lipid binding; GTPase activator activity. Lineage: Eukaryota; Metazoa; Chordata; Actinopteri; Synbranchiformes; Synbranchidae. The transcript has 18 exons.